AUGCCUUACAACACCCGCCGGAAAUCGCUUUCUUUGCCUUCGUUAGGUAUACAGCUGCCCAACAGCUCGAGAUCGCAUCGCUCGAAUUCGAAGCCAGAAACGCCGGAGCAACUGUCGACAAACCAAUCGCCGCCUGCCAAACGAGUCAAGCGCGAACAUGGGUCGCCACUUCCUUCACCACGACGCACUCCGUCUGUAGAUCUCACCACAUCACAACCACGAGUUGCUGCUCACACUCCACCAGCCUCGCCCUCUCCUGACGAUGUUACGUACCGGAAGAUUGACUUGCAAGGAAUCAAAGAUGAUGUAGUGAUCUCAGUCAUCGAACAGCUGGAAAAGACAGGCAACAGACCGCAUCUUAUUAAGGAACUCGCUACAGUGUUACUGUCCACGAACCAGAACAUUGCAAAUUCUGCGAACCCUGCUGCCUUAUUAUCCUCACGGCUUACACAGUAUAUGAAGAGACCAUGGACUGCGCUCUCACCUUGUCCAAUUGCGAAAGAGUUGAUACCUGUUCACCCCCGAAAAGUGUUCUUCUUCCUCACCACACAAGCUCGUGGCGAGCUUCCCAGUAAUUCUGACGAUAUCAUUACCCCAGCAAUCCCACUCUUAAAGAGGUUGACGCCGUCGAUCAGUGAUCCAAGUGUUGAAGAUGAAGAGGCGAUGGAGAGAAAUGAGAGGAUGCGCUUCAGUCCAAGCCCAGAAAUAGAGCUCUUCUCACCCGAGCUCGAAACCACUACAUCUAUUCCGGCUCCGCCAGACUCGCCGUUUAGCAGUCAGGCGAGUCUACACCGAGAGCCAGUGAUUCAGCCAAGAGCCAGACCUUCGCAUCGAGCUCCGAGUCCAGGUCUUGAAGCGGAUGAGCGAGGCUUUACUGAAACCGCAUCUGCCGUCAGAGCAAACAGACUCAUGCAACAGACCUCGCAGCUACAGAUUAGCUCUGUGGAUCAAGUUGAUGAGCCAAAACCAAAAACAGACCACGAAGCAGGGAUCGAGCUCUUCGGCAGAUCACAUGGCAGCCUAGCUGUCCCAGACAACAUGAUCAACAAGCACAUGAUGAGCAGUCCAGUGAUUGCCCCAAAGCAUAACUUGCACUUACAAAUCCUCGACGUUGAUAUGGAUACCGACGAAGCGAGCUGGAACAUCAAGAGUCCAGAGCACACAUCUUUUGACGAGCUAGACGAAAUGUUUGACGACUAUUAA
This is a messenger RNA of Lithohypha guttulata, 1203 nucleotides long. RefSeq lists its product as uncharacterized. Bases 1 to 1203 code for a protein of 400 amino acids. NCBI's taxonomy places the organism in Eukaryota, Fungi, Ascomycota, Eurotiomycetes, Chaetothyriales, Trichomeriaceae. The record is from RefSeq and is a predicted model, not a curated record. The transcript is spliced from 2 exons.